AAAAAAAAAAAAAAAAAAAAAAAAAAAACAUCCUCACCAUCCUACAGAAGCAUCAAUAACAACAUUAUCAUGACAAAGUCCCUUACCAUUGAAGUUGGCCCCACUGAAGUCCACGGUGAGACUAGAAUCCGCCGUUCAGUUAUGUCGCCUACAGAUCUCAUCUCAACCCCAUUCGAUGAUAUCAAGACUCUGUAUGAUGUUAUUCGACAUUCCGCCAAGACGCGUCCUAACAUGGACGCGAUCGGUUACCGUAAGGUGAUCAAGAUGAUCGAGGAAGAAAAGGAGGUUACCAAAAUGGUCGGUGGCUCGCCUGUCAAGGAGAAGAAGAUCUGGAAAUAUUUCAAACUUUCUGGUUAUAAUUGGAUGACAUACAAAGACACACAAGUCGUAGUAGACAGCAUUGGUGCAGGUCUCCGCAAGUUUGGUGUCCAACCCAAGGACAAAAUGACUGUGUUUGGUGCCACAAGCGCAAACUGGCUGUUGGUUGCACAUGGAGCUUUUGCGCAAUCCGUCACUAUCGUAACUGUUUAUGAUACCCUCGGUGAGGAUGGUUUGCUACACUCGAUGAACGAGGCUGAAGUCGCUACUACCUACACCAAUGCAGAUUUGCUCAACACCAUGAAGAAUGUCGCCGGUCGAUGCCCUACACUCAAGAGGAUCUUUUAUGAUGGCGAGGCCAAGGCUGCAGACGUGAUUGCGAUCAAGGAAGCUCACCCUCACUUGGAUAUCAUUACUUUGGAGGAGUUGAAGCAGAUGGGUAUGGAUAACCCUGUAGAGAAUGUUCCCCCAGCAGCUGAGGAUCUCUGCUGCAUCAUGUAUACCUCUGGAUCGACCGGAAACCCCAAGGGUGUGCUUUUGACCCACGGAAACUUGAUUGCUGCCAUUGGUGGUGCGAACAAAAUGCUGUCAAAGUACGUGCAUGAGGGCGAUGUGUUGCUUGCAUACUUGCCCCUGGCCCACGUCCUCGAGUUCUUGGUCGAAAACAUUUGCUUGUUCUGGGGAGCAGCUCUUGGAUAUGGCACUGUCCGUACACUCACAGAUGCCUCUGUACGAGAAUGUCAGGGCGAUAUCAAGGAGCUUCGACCUACGUUGAUGACAGGUGUACCCGCUGUCUGGGAGACAAUUCGAAAGGGAAUUUUGACCCAGGUCCAUAAAGGAUCACCCCUGAUUCAAUCCAUCUUCCAUGGUGCCAUGAAUGGCAAGGCCUGGUGCCUUGACCGCAAGUUGAGCGGAUUGACUGGUGUCUUUGAUGCAGUUGUCUUCAACAAGGUCCGACAGCAGACAGGUGGUCGUCUUCGUUUUGCACUCUCUGGAGGAGCUCCUCUCUCACAAGAGACCCAACGGUUCCUCACCACGGCUUUGUGCCCUGUUCUUCAGGCUUAUGGUAUGACAGAGUCAUGCGGUAUGUGCGCCAUCAUGACUCCCGAUGCUUUCCAUUACAACCGUGUUGGAUCGCCUGUACCCUGUACAGAAGUCAAGUUGGUGGACGUUCCUGAUGCAGGAUACUUAUCAACAAACUCACCCAAUCCUCGCGGUGAGGUCUGGAUUCGUGGACCCUCAAUCACAUCUGGUUACCUCAAGAACCCAAAGGAGUCAGCUGAGUCAUUGACAGCAGACGGCUGGCUUAUGACUGGUGAUGUUGGUGAGUGGCAUCCGGACGGAACACUCUCAAUCAUUGAUCGUAAGAAGAACCUGGUCAAGUUGUCACAUGGAGAGUAUAUUGCAUUGGAGAAGCUGGAAUCAGUGUACAAGAGUACAGAGUACUGCAACAAUAUCUGUGUCUAUGCUGACUCCAUGCAGAGCAAGCCCGUGGCGUUGGUCGUCGUGAACGAAUCGCUUGUGAAGGAGUUGGCGAAGAACAAAGGCAUUGAGGGCGAUUUUGAAGAAUUGUGCCAAAACAAGGAAAUUGUCAAAGCUGUCUUGGAUGCUUGCAAUUCUACGGGCAAGAAGGCUGGCCUUAAGCCCGCAGAGAUGCUGCAGGGUGCUUACUUGGAACACGAGGAAUGGACUGAUAAAGGUGGUUUGUUGACUGCUGCGCAGAAGCUCAAGCGCAAGGAUAUCAACCAGAAGUAUGCUGAGCAGAUCAAGCAGAUCUAUGCUUCAAGCUAA
Molecule: messenger RNA, 2109 nt
Organism: Lobosporangium transversale
Lineage: Eukaryota; Fungi; Mortierellomycota; Mortierellomycetes; Mortierellales; Mortierellaceae
Exons: 3
Coding region: 70-2109 (679 amino acids)
Biological process (GO): long-chain fatty-acyl-CoA metabolic process; long-chain fatty acid metabolic process
Cellular component (GO): plasma membrane; endoplasmic reticulum; lipid droplet
Molecular function (GO): long-chain fatty acid-CoA ligase activity
Source: RefSeq, a predicted model, not a curated record